Phyllostomus discolor (pale spear-nosed bat) is the source of this 6870-nucleotide messenger RNA. RefSeq names its product IQ motif and Sec7 domain ArfGEF 3 (gene IQSEC3). Gene Ontology annotation, biological process: regulation of ARF protein signal transduction; actin cytoskeleton organization. Lineage: Eukaryota; Metazoa; Chordata; Mammalia; Chiroptera; Phyllostomidae. Gene Ontology annotation, molecular function: protein binding; guanyl-nucleotide exchange factor activity. The transcript is spliced from 14 exons. Bases 115 to 3726 code for a protein of 1203 amino acids. The record is from RefSeq and is a predicted model, not a curated record.
UGCGCCCGAGGAGAGGGAAGCGGGCGCAUCGCUGGGGCUGCUCCGCUCCAGCGCGCCCUCGCGUUCCCUGCCGCCCGCCGAGGCGCGGGCAGGGCGCAAGCAGCCUCGGGAGGCAUGGAGAGCCUGCUGGAGAAUCCGGUGCGUGCUGUGCUCUACCUCAAAGAGCUCACGGCCAUCGUGCAGAACCAGCAGAGCCUCAUCCACACCCAGCGUCAGCGUAUCGACGAGCUGGAGCGGCGGCUGGACGAGCUAAGCGCCGAAAACCGCAGCCUGUGGGAGCACCAGCAGCUGCUGCAAGCCCAGCCUCCGCCUGGGCUCGUCCCACCGUCCCCAACCCCGCUGCCGGCUAUCCCGGCAGCCGCCGUGGCCCAGGAACAGCUCCAGAACCACGGACAGCUCCUGUCCUCCCCGCCACAGACAGCGCCGGAGCAGCCGCCGCUUCAGCACCACGGACAGUUCCUGGUGCAGCCCCCACCGGGCCCUAGCACUAGGGCGCACGCACCCCAGUCGCCCCACCAGCACCCAGUGGCGCCAGGGGCCGUCGCCAACAAGGAGAAGGAGCGUUCCCCGAGUUGUUGCGCUGCUGCUGGAACCCUCCUUCAGCACAAAUCCCCUGCUGCCCUCAGCAAGGGCGUCCUGAGCAGGAGAACUGAGAAUGAGACCGUGCUGCACCAGUUCUGCUGCCCAGCCGCUGAUGCCGAGCAGAAGCCCUCCUGUGCUGACCUGGCCUCCCACAGUGACGGCUCCUGCGCCCAGGCCAGUGGGGGCAUGGAGGACUCCGUGGUGGCAGCGGCAGCGGUGGCAGCCAGCAGACCCAGUGCCCAUGCCCUGAAGGCUCAAGCCCAGGAGCUGCAGGAGGAGGAGGAGCGGCCAGGGACAGGGGGUGCCUCCCCGAGGGCUGGCCCCCACCUCGCGGCCUCACCUGGCCGGCAGCAGCCUGCCCUGGCGACAGCGCUCUGCUCCCACACCCCUGCUGCCUCUGAUUACGAACUCUCCCUUGACCUAAAGAAUAAACAGAUUGAAAUGCUAGAACACAAGUACGGGGGCCACUUGGUAUCCCGUCGUGCUGCUUGCACCAUCCAAACCGCCUUCCGCCAGUACCAGCUCAGCAAGAACUUUGAGAAGAUCCGCAACUCGCUCCUGGAGAGCCGCUUGCCACGUCGUAUCUCCCUGCGCAAGGUUCGUGCGCCCACCGCGGAGAGCCUGGCGGCAGAGAAGGCGCUCAUGGAGGGCUACGGCCUCCUGGGGCUGCCGCUGGUGCGCUCGCCCUCCCUGCCGCCCACCUUCGCCGGCACGCUCACUGAGCUGGAGGACUCCUUCACCGAGCAGGUGCAGUCCCUGGCCAAGUCCAUCGAUGACGCCCUCAGCACCUGGAGCCUCAAAACCAUGUGCUCCCUGCAGGAAAGCAGCUCUUACCAGAUACACCAGGCCUUGCACACCGGCACUGGGCCGGCUGGCCUGGAGACGGGGAUGCAGGAGCCCGACAGUGCCUGUCCAGGGCUCAGGGAAGAGGCCGCCGAGGCUGCCGGCCUGUCCCAGGGCCACAGCAGCACCCUGAUGAUGGCUUUCCGGGAUGUCACUGUGCAGAUUGCCAACCAGAACAUCUCUGUCUCCUCCUCCACCGCUCUGUCAGUGGCCAACUGUCUGGGCGCACAGACUUCACAGGCCCCAGUAGAGUCCGUGGCCAGCCAAGCUGAGCCUGACCAGGCCCGCGGGCAGGAGGCUCCAGUGGCCCCAGACGCGGGCCAGAGAGACGCACCAGCUGAGAUCACGUGCGCAGAGGAGGGAGCCGAUGGGGCCCUGCACACCAUCCCGCCCGGGGCCAAGGACUUGGUGUUGGAGGAGACCCGGGCAGCGCAGGCAGAGGAGGAAGAGAAGGAGGAGGAGACAGGAAAGGAGGGAAUAGGGGCUGAGACCGGGCCCGAGGCUGAGGCCGAGACCAGCGACAACUUGGAGAAGCUAAGCAGCAGCAGCACGUCCACCAAGUCCGCCAAAUCAGUCUCGGAAGUCUCGGCCGCGGCCUCCAAAGAGGCCCUGCAGGCCAUGAUCCUGAGCCUGCCGCGCUACCACUGCGAGAACCCUGCCAGCUGCAAGUCACCCACGCUCUCCACGGACACCCUGCGCAAACGCCUCUAUCGCAUUGGCCUCAACCUCUUCAACAUAAACCCCGACAAAGGCAUCCAGUUCCUGAUCUCUCGUGGCUUCAUCCCUGACACCCCCAUCGGAGUGGCCCAUUUCCUGCUCCAGCGUAAAGGCCUCAGCCGGCAAAUGAUUGGAGAGUUCCUGGGCAACAGCAAGAAGCAGUUCAACCACGAUGUGCUGGACUGCGUGGUGGAUGAGAUGGACUUCUCUAGCAUGGAGCUGGACGAGGCCCUGCGCAAGUUCCAGGCCCACAUCCGCGUGCAGGGGGAAGCCCAGAAAGUGGAGCGGCUCAUAGAGGCCUUCAGCCAGCGCUACUGCAUGUGCAACCCCGAGGUGGUGCAGCAAUUCCACAACCCUGACACCAUCUUCAUCCUGGCCUUCGCCAUCAUCCUUCUCAACACUGACAUGUACAGCCCCAAUAUUAAGCCUGACCGGAAGAUGAUGCUGGAGGACUUCAUCAGAAACCUUCGAGGUGUGGAUGAUGGCGCUGACAUCCCCAGAGAGCUGGUGGUUGGCAUCUAUGAAAGGAUACAGCAGAAGGAGCUCAAGUCCAAUGAGGACCAUGUCACAUAUGUCACCAAAGUAGAGAAGUCCAUCGUGGGCAUGAAGACAGUGCUGUCAGUGCCCCAUCGCCGCCUGGUCUGCUGCAGCCGGCUCUUCGAGGUGACGGACGUGAACAAGCUGCAGAAGCAGGCCGCACAUCAGAGGGAGGUGUUCCUCUUCAAUGACUUGCUGGUGAUUCUCAAGCUUUGCCCAAAGAAGAAGAGCUCCUCCACGUAUACUUUCUGCAAGUCGGUUGGCCUGCUGGGCAUGCAGUUCCACCUCUUUGAGAAUGAGUAUUACUCUCAUGGCAUCACCCUGGUGACCCCGCUCUCGGGUUCUGAGAAGAGGCAGGUGCUGCAUUUCUGUGCCCUGGGCUCGGACGAGAUGCAGAAGUUUGUGGAGGACCUGAAGGAAUCCAUUGCAGAGGUGACGGAGCUGGAGCAGAUCCGAAUAGAAUGGGAGCUGGAGAAGCAGCAGGGAGCAAAGACGCUCUCCUUCAAGUCUGCAGGAGCCCAGGUGGACCCACAGUUGAAGCAGGGAUCGCCUACAGCCAAAAGGGAAGCCGCCCUGGGUGAGAGGCCUUCGGAGAGCACGGUGGAGGUGUCAAUUCACAACAGGCUCCAAACGUCCCAGCACAACUCCGGGCUGGGGGCCGAGAGGGGAGCUCCUGUGCCACUGCCAGACCUGCAGCCUAGCCCCCUGAGAGAGCAGCCCCCGCCGCCGCCGUUGCCACCGCUGCCACCCACGCCCCCGGGGACCCUGGUGCAGUGUCAGCAGAUUGUCAAGGUCAUUGUCCUGGACAAGCCCUGCUUGGCCCGCAUGGAGCCCCUGCUAAGCCAGGCUCUCUCCUGCUACGCCUCUUCCUCCUCUGACUCCUGUGGCUCUACACCCCUGGGCUGCCCGGGCUCCCCGGUCAAGGUCAUCCACCAGCCCCCGCUGCCCCCACCCCCACCCCCUUACAACCACCCUCACCAGUACUGCCCGCCAGGCUCCCUGCUGCACCAGCGCCGCUACUCCAGUGGCUCCAGGAGCCUGGUGUAGACUGUCCCCUGCACUGCUGUCCCAGGAGGGCUGCCGCCAGGAGCCCCUGCCACCCCUUUGCUGCGCCCCAACCCUGCCACUCUGCAUUCCUGGUCACCAUCCCUGUUGUUUUGGAAAGAGGACCCUAGUUCCUAGCACCUGGAGUUGCCUCACCUGAUCAGGCUUCCCUUACUCAGUUGAGCACCCUCUUUUUAACUCUGGAGACAUCGCCACACUCUCCUGGGCCCUGCACAGCCAGACACAGCCAGGCCUUCUCAUCCUCCUGCCACCACUCGCCACAUGAACCUUGGACCAGAGAGAAUAGGAACUGGGGGCCUGCCCGGCUUCUGGGUCUUGCAUCUGUUGGGCCCUGGGCCUCAGACAGGGAGGGAGGUACAGGGGCUGGAGGCCAGUACCCAAGCACCAGACAGAAGGUGGCCUGGCUCCCUGCUCAGCACUAGGUGCCACCCUGGGUGGAGGAGGGUUGGCCCUGGUUCUCUGGAGGAACCAGAAAAGUGGGAGCAUGAGGAGGGGACUUUCUCUGCUGCCCCUGCCCCCCACCCAAGCAUGACAGGCUCAGGAGGCUGCUGGUCUGUCCCCCAGGGUGUUGGCUGUCCUGGCCACUUCCUCCCCCUGCUCUUUCUCUGGAGCUGGGCCCUGCCUGCCCGGGGCUGCCCAGGCUCCAAGAAAGCUUUGACAAAGGGCUGAGAGAAGGGGACCAGUCUCAGCUCACUCUAGGUCAAGUCCCUAGGGCUGUGGAACUGUGAGGUUAGAUGUCUACAAAAGGAACCUUUUUAGAAUUUUAUUCCCUAGCCCCAAAUAAGACCCAGCCAACACAAAGUGCGCACUGGGCUGAAACAUAAACACGAGUGAGGACUAGGUGAAUUUCUCCCCCUGUGGGCGCGGGAACAGAACAAAGGAGCAGUGGUCUGCCUGGGGGCACCUGCCGCGUGACUUCUGGGGCCUCCAUGGGGGGUUUGGGUGCAGAGGCGGGUGAGAGAAGCAGGUGCUCCAUGGGCACUUGCAUGUCCUGUGCUGCUGACCCGAGCUGGCCCCUCAGCCUUUGCGUCUCCCACCUCUAGGCCUCCCCCAGGGAGGCACCAGGCCCACCUCCUGCAGGGGGUGCUAAAAGAGUUCCUACACCCUCAAAAUUGCAAAGGAGAGCAAAGUGGGGCUCCCUGACCCCCUCAGGACCAAGCAGCACUGGGGAGUCAACCUUUAGGUGACCCCACAGAGCCUGGGCAGCCCCCCUCAAAGACUGCAGGAAGCCCCCGGCCCCAGUCACACCUUUCAGGCAGCGUCUGUCCCUAGCCAGUCUGGACUCCUCAGCCCAGGGCCCUCACCCAAGGCUGGCCUGCACUGGGCUUCCCUCCUCCUGGGAGCCCAUCACCCAAGCAGCCCGAGCGAUGGACAUGAACAUGGGCCAGGUCUAAAGUGAACACGCUUCUCCCAGACCCCACCCUGUGUCCCACUGCAGUCCCCUGGGCCAGCAAGGAGACCUGGUUCUUCUCUGGCUCUCUGUGCUUCCAGAUGACCUAGUUGUGUUUGUAUGUAUGGAGUCACCAGACGUCAUUACGAUGUCCCCCAGUGAGUUUGUUUCUGGCCAUGUCUUUGUUAGUCUGGAUUCCAUAACUUGUGACCAGUUGCUGCCUCCUCCACUGUGGCUCCACAGCCCAGCUGUCUUUGUCCUGUGGUCUUGCCCCCUCUGCUGUGUCUCUGCUGUGACAGGGACACUGCAAUCAGAGCCUUCCAGAACAGAGUGGCUGACACAAAUUCAGACACGCCUGAUGCCCUCAGCCAGGGCAGGGCCCCCGAAGGCUGAGAGCAGGGCAGCAGGGGCAGAAUCGUGGGGGUGGGCGCGAGGGGAUCUUGAACGAGCAGCCAGAAGUGGAGUGAGAGUCACGGACGGGUGUCAGGGAGGAUGAGUUAGGGAGGAAGAGGAGCUUUGAGGCGGCUGACGUGUUUAUGAUGGAGUGGGAACCGUGAGUGCUGGGGGCUGGUGAGGAAGGACCCCAGCCCUGGCCAUCGGGCCCCGUGUCAGCCGCUCACACAGCACUCCAGGGUGACAAAGUGCCGGCCUCCCUGUCGAUGGGCACAGCAACUUGGGCCCCUCCCUCCCACCCCUGCUGCAGCCCUGACCUUCUCUGAGAACCCGGAUGCUCAGGGCCCGGGGCCUCAGCCCCCAGACCCCAGCACUUCGGUGGCUCCCUGGGCCCCACCGGCCGCCCGACCGUACUGGGAGUCCUGGCCUAGGAAGCAGACCCACCCAGGCUCAGCGGCACAUGGGGCCAAGCCUGAGCUGUGAGGGGCUUUUAAUCCCCAGUGGCCUGGGGCAAGGUGCAGCUGGCCCUCCUCACUGCUGAGGGAGCAAGAGUCCCCAGCAUCUGCAUCCUCCCUCCCCGAUCAGCCAACAGGCUAAGGCUGGGACCCACCUCUGUCCCCACCCCCAGGGCCUGGCCCCCAGAGGCCUUGGCCGAGCCUCCUGCCCUUGCAGAGGCCCAGCUGGAGAUGCAGAGAUGAGCACAGGCCCUCCUGCUCUCCAGAGCUGAGGGGCAGUGCUCCAUGGCUGAGCCUCCAGAUACAGCCUCCUGGGUGUGCGCCCAGUUACCCUGACAUGCCCUGCUCCAUCAACUAUCUAGGCCUUACUUUGGGGGACCCGAGCCCCUCUCUCAAUUUUAUCUAUUUGGCUCCGGCUCCAGAAUUAGGAGUAGAGAUAAAACUAGCUUUUCCACCCACUUUUGGGCAAGUCCCACCUCCACAUCUGCCCGGGCAGCUUGACCUAGAAGCCUGCCUGCCUGCCCGCCUGUGUCCAACGGCACACACCUUUAUCAGCCCUGGGUCCUUGACCCCUGAAAUCCGUAGCCCCACCCCCACCCCACCUGUUCCCCCAUGGCCUGCCAGAAUGUCUCUUUGUGCCCAAUAGGCUUCCCCGAUAGCCAUCUGUCUGUCCCUGUGUUAGGCUGUACAUCCUCCCUGCUGCACCCUCCUCCCUGCGGAUGCCCCUUCGCCCCAUUGGAGAGGAGCCUCUCUAGGGAAAGGCAGGGUGGCUGCUCCCAGCGACUAAUCCAAAUGGCAAAUAUUUUGUAAUGAAAUAGCCCAGAGGUAUUUUAUCUGUUCAAUUCAUAGAGUUUUAGAGAUUAUAUUGAAAUAUGUCUCUUGAGCAAA